UUUUUUGCCUACCUGGCCUGGUCCCCCAUGAGACUGGAUAACUGGCUGAUUCACGCAUGGCGCGCUGGCGGGUGGUGGGUGGCCAAGAGAAAGGUUUGAUCGUACGAAGCUCGGCAGAGGUCUCCUCCCAACAGCUAGGGCGGCUUAACUAUGGAGCUGAGGUCGAGGAGUUGCAGCUGCUCGGGGAGCGCCUGGAGUUCCAGAAGGUGUCGGGCGAUGGAGUUGAGCGUGGCUGGGUGAGCCGGUCUAUUCCGGAGUGGUGCGGAGUUACACCGGGGCCGGUUCCGGAGUUGUUGACGCCCUGUGGCUGGCAACACCUGCGUGGCUGUUCCAUCGGCCCGUUCCACGCGCAUGAGGAGAAGGUCACCACCGUGGCCUUCGACCCGGUAACACCGCUGCAGCUGUGGACGGCCUCCUGGUCUUCGGCCUCGGUGAGGCAUUGGCAGCUGGCACGGCACCAGCAGCCACAGUUGGUCAAUCAGCUCAAGACUCAUGGACUCGUUAGCGCGCUCCAGCGCCUCGAUCAGGACACGCUGCUCACGGCCAUCUCUGCCAAUCCGAUGCCUGCGGGGAAUGUGUGUCACCAGGCAGAUUUCAAGCAGCGCAUGGCCGAGCUGGAUGAUAAGUUAGAGCCCGGACAGCAGCUGGUGCUGUGGCGACUGGAUCCGCGCCCCGAAAUGUGGAAACAGCUGCCCUUCCACCCGCACGGCUGCCGCCUUUUAGCCGUUGGCCCCGGGAAUGAGCUCGUGGCUUCGGCAUCCAAGGAGCGGCUGGUGCUGAGCCAUCGGAGCGGUCCUGGGGCGCCCCUGGAGGUGCUUUGGAGCGUGCACUUGGAACAGAAGCUGACAGCGCUUUGCUUCACAGAGACUGGAAGCCUUUGGAGCUGUAAUGGGCAGCAUGUGACCUGCUGGGAGGAGGGAAGGACGAAGAGCUCCGUGGAGAUCCAGGUGGAUAAUGUCUCAGCGUUGGUCGCGCUCCAGGAUGAGCUGUUGAUUGCUCACGAAACGGGCUUCUUGUUUCUGGAUGUGGGCACGGGCCAGAUCCGCCAGCAGUACACCAAGGACGUGGUCUCCGCCGCCGCGCGCCUCGGGCAGAGCUUCGUGGCCGCGCUGGGCGCCCACGUCGUGCGCUACGACGUCGUGCGCGGACUGGGGCCGUCGCCGGCGAAGGCGUCGGGGAUGUGGACUUUGCCGCAGAAGGUGGUGUCUCUCCAUUGCCUCGGUGCGGUCGGUGCUCCUCCUCUCGUGGCCGCCGGCGCUGCGGAUGGAACCGUGGUCGUAUUCGAUGCCACAUGAGUGUCGAA
Messenger RNA from Durusdinium trenchii, 1303 nucleotides. The record is from the annotation of a GenBank genome assembly. NCBI's taxonomy places the organism in Eukaryota, Dinophyceae, Suessiales, Symbiodiniaceae.